Molecule: messenger RNA, 1554 nt
Organism: Paramormyrops kingsleyae
Lineage: Eukaryota; Metazoa; Chordata; Actinopteri; Osteoglossiformes; Mormyridae
Source: RefSeq, a predicted model, not a curated record
UGCCUGCCGGGGCUCAUAGACUCGCUGAUGAUGCAGCUGGUGUCUUUGGAAACAGGCUAAUAACUUUUUUUCGUAUCCUGGACGCAGUAUGCAUUUCUUGCGAUGUACUUAUGCUUUUUUUCUGGGGGAGUAAACGCUUUUACGCUUUAAGGUACAUUUUUUUUUCUCCCCCAGCAAGCAUAAUGCAGGUUUAACGCGCCGUUGAAAGCCGCUCCAUUAACUUCCUGCGGGCUUUAGGACCACGUAGAGAAAUUCAUAAGGAGCCAGUGUUGUGUGCUUUUCACAUAGCGGCACUCUGAAGGAAACCCCCCAUCGGACCUGCUAUUACAGGAUACUCAUGAAAUGUACAGAGAUCUGGCUCCUUCCGCGCUGCAGCCCUGCCUGCGACCGCACAUGUGCAUGUGGGGAUGUUGAGCGGCGACGGCACGUUUGGAGGAUCCUUGAUCAACAGCUCCUGUCAUAGAGGAGGCGGACUUCUUUGAUGUUUAAUCUCGCCCUUCAGUCUCUCUCUCCGUUUAGUCUUUCUCUCUCAUUUUGUAUUUUGUCUUUAAUAGUUAUAUUUUUCGCAUUUCUGGAUCACGUUUAUUUGAAGGAAGCUUGGCAGUUUGUCUGGCACCUCACAUCGGAGAAAACCUAAACAAUUUUUUUGGAUUAAACUCACUUUUGGACAACUUGGUUGUUGCUUGAAUGGGAUACCUGGAUGAAAUAUCAUUUACACCCCACAUACUUAAAUCAGACGGAACCAUUCUUUGUGCUGAUCCGGCGUUUUGAUGACCGUAUGUUUUCUUAUUGACUGACACCCAAUCGGACAGUAUAGAAAGCUCAUUAUAGGACUUUCGGGCAGUUGAAAGAUGAAAGUGCCUACCCCAUUCCUGAUCUUGCUGUCUGCCGUGGUCACCAGGAGCUUGAAGGUGGUCUCCAAACGAGGAUCAGUGGACGGCUGCACGGACUGGUCGGUCGACUACCUGAAGUACAAAGUGCUCCUUGGGGAGCCGGUGCGGAUUAAGUGUGCCCUGUUUUACGGAUACAUCCGUGCAAACUACACUCACGCACAGAGCGCGGGACUCAGCCUGAUGUGGUAUAAAAGCACAGGCCACGGGGACUUUGAGGAACCCAUCUCGUUCGAUGGCCUGCGCAUGAGUAAGGAGGAGGACGCCAUAUGGUUUCGACCCACGGAAUUACAGGAUGUCGGACUUUAUUCCUGUGUUCUACGAAAUUCCUCAUACUGCAUGAAGGUGUCAAUGUCUCUGACCGUGGCGGAGAAUGACUCAGACCUCUGUUACAACUCCAGAAUGAGGUACUUUGAGAAAGCUGAGUUAAGUAAAAGCAAAGAAAUCUCCUGCCCUGACAUUGAGGACUACGUACAGCCGGGGAAGGACCCAGAGAUCAUUUGGUACAAGGAAUGCAGGCCAAAGCAAUGGAGGCAAAGUAUCGUGAACAGAAAGGAUACGCUGUCGAUCCAGGAUGUGCGAGAAGAUGACAUAGGAAAUUACACGUGUGAAUUACAGUUCGGGGCAUUUGUGGUGCGACGGACCACUGAGCUGCUGGUCACAG